UAUUUUCCUUCAUCGUGACAAAACUUUAAUGCCCCAAAAGCCAGCAGCAUGGAGUGCAUGGAAUUUUCUCGGAAGUACAGACAACAAAGCAUGCUUAACAUACUGGCUCAAUGUGCUUCAGAACCUUGGUGACACAAGUCUCCCAUUUCUUGUGACUCUCAAUCCAGAACGUCCACCAGACCAUACCUUGCUUAAGUGGACAACUGGCCAUCCAGUCCCAUCUGUUGCUGCGACAAAAGCGUCGCUCGAGCUUCAUAACAUUCAAGGCAAGAGAGGAAUUUGGUUUUGUGGAGCAUACCAGGGUUAUGGAUUCCAUGAGGAUGGAUUAAAGGCUGGAACGGAGGCUGCAUAUGGCAUGAUUGGAAAAAGUUGUGACCUUCUUAGCAAUCCGAAACACAUGGUUCCUUCACUGAUAGAAACAGGAGCACGCCUUUUCGCCUCUAGAUUUCUUCAAAAUUUCAUCUCUGCUGGCAGUUUAAUCUUAUUGGAGGAAGGAGGAACAAUGUUCAGUUUUGAAGGAAGCACAAGAAAGUGUCCUUAUAAAACUGUUAUCAAGGUUGACAGUCCACAGUUUUACUGGAAGGUCACAACACAGGCAGAUUUAGGCCUUGCAGAUGCAUAUAUCAAUGGAGAUUGCACUUUUGUUGAUAAAGAUGAAGGUCUUCUUAAUCUCUUUCUG
Molecule: messenger RNA, 679 nt
Organism: Morus notabilis
Lineage: Eukaryota; Viridiplantae; Streptophyta; Magnoliopsida; Rosales; Moraceae
Exons: 6
Molecular function (GO): methyltransferase activity
Source: RefSeq, a predicted model, not a curated record